Molecule: messenger RNA, 3116 nt
Organism: Sardina pilchardus (European sardine)
Lineage: Eukaryota; Metazoa; Chordata; Actinopteri; Clupeiformes; Clupeidae
Exons: 7
Coding region: 17-2266 (749 amino acids)
Molecular function (GO): zinc ion binding; GTP binding
Source: RefSeq, a predicted model, not a curated record
UGUUCUUUGUCAUUGAAUGAAGUCCUGGACCAGAAGUGCAGCGCCAGCUUUAAAUGAAAGGCUGAAGCUAAAAGUUGUAUCGCCAGACUCACAGAAUGGCUGCAUGAACGGGAAAGAGGGUCAGGUGUGCAUUGCAUCAAUGGCGGAAAAUAAAAGCCCUGACGAAGAAUUGGAUAGUCACUCUAGUCUUGACUUGUAUACAGCCGAAAACAUGUCUGAGGACAGCUCUUCAGAGAGCACUGUGCCAUUGGUGUCUACAAGCAGUCCUCCUAACACCAACACUGGCCCUGCAGCUGUACUAUGUAUUGUUUGUGAGAAAGCAGCUGUGAAGUCCUGCCUGACCUGCCCAGGCUCCUACUGUGGCAACUGUAUCAGGCAGCAUCACAUAAUUUCAGCUCUGCGUGAACACAAGCUGGUGGAGCCAACAGCAGAAGUGGGAAAAAAUAAGUGCCAACAGCAUAACAGAGAACUUGAGUUUUUCUGCAAGACUGAUCAGACUGAUAUAUGUGUAGUGUGUCUAGCAAAACACAAUGGACAUGACAUCAUGACCAGGGACACAGACCAAGAUAAAAUGACCCCUUUGUGCAUAAGACAACUGAUUGAAAAAAGCAAACAGAUUAACAAAGGCAGCCCAAGAUGUUACUUGCUUAAGACAAGUAAAGCUGACAUUGACAAGCAGUCAUCAGUCAGCAAAAUGACUUUUGGGAUAAGAGACAACAGUAAACCAACUAAAACCAUCCUCAUAGUUGGAGAAACAGGAACAGGGAAAACUUCUCUCAUCAACACCAUGGUCAACUACAAUUUAGGGAUACAAUGGAGUGACAGAGUUUGGUUUCAGAUCACAGAAGAUAAGAAAAAGUCUCAGGCAGAAUCUCAAACAUCUACCAUCACUGUUUAUGAGCUGUUUCUGGAUUCACAUCCUUCAAGUCUGAGAAUUAUUGACACUCCAGGAUAUGGAGCUACUGAUGGAAUUCAGUUUGACAAGAAAAUUGCAGAUGAUUUGCAAGUAUUAUUCAAAUCUGAAAAUGGCAUUCAUGAAAUUGAAGCUGUGGGUCUGGUGGUGAAAGGAAGUCAGAAUCGCCUUACUCCGUUUCAGUGUUAUAUUUUUGAUGCCAUUCUGUCAUUGUUUGGUAAAGAUAUUGAGAAAAACAUUGUAGUUUUCUCUACACACUCAGAUAUGGUGCCUACUGCCAACCUUAUCAAUGCUCUCAAAGAAGCGAAAGUACCUUGUGCCAAAGACUCCAAUGGAGAACUACUUCUGUUUACAUUGAACAACCGUCAAAAUGAGACUUAUAAUGAGGACCAAGAAGAUUUCUUCAGGAGGUGUUGGGAAUUAGGAUACAAAAAUAUGGAGAAGUUCUUCGAGGUUCUGGAAGGCUUUGAAAAAACAGAGUUGAAGAUGACAAAGGGAGUGCUGAGAGAGCGCAAAAGGUUGGAGGCCUCUGUCUACAACCUACAAGAAGCCAUCAAGAUGGAGGAACUGAAACAGAAUAUGCUUAAGCAGACUCAAAAAGCCUUGGAGGAGAACAAAGAGAAAUGGGAGAACAAUGAAGACUUCAGUUAUGCGGUUGAUGAGCCUUACAAGGAAUUGGUCCCAAUUGAUUCAUCAUGGUGGCAUUUGACCAAAUCAGCCACAUGCUGUACCAGGUGUGAGGAGAACUGCCACUACCCAGGAUGCUGGUGGGUUAAAAAACUCUACUAUUGCAGCGUCAUGGAAGAUGGUCACUGCACUGUGUGCACAAACAAGUGCCCUGUCUCGGCUCAUGUCAAGCAGAAGAUGAUCUAUGAGUCUAAAACCAGAGAGGUGACUAAGGCUGCCCGUGAUUUGAUGCAGCAAUAUAAAAAGCAUGUGGAUGCUAAAAAAGCAUUUGAAAAAGAAUUAAAGGACACACAAGCUAAAAAAAAGAAGUUUUUGGAAGAAGCCUACCAAUGCAUCAUGAAACUGGAAAGCAUUGCUUUGAAAAAUGAUUCUUUUUCCACUAUUGAUCAGCUGGAUUUCCUGAUAGAGAAGAUGAGAGAGACAGGAGAUGCUGAGAAAGUUAAGACAUUGGAAAAACUAAACAAGCAAUAUGAGGAUUCAAACAAAAAAAGAAGGGGUUACUUGAAGAUUGGUCUUGACAAGAUUUCAGAAUGCUACAGCGCCACCCGAUCUUACUCCAGUGGUAAACCCACUCCAGGAGAAAAUCCCCCUUCUCCCCAUACGAACAACAGUGCAGAAGCAAGGAUGAGGAAAAAAACAAAACGGGAAGGAAAGAAAGAAAAAUAAUUAAAGAAAAACCAAUCCCUGGUUAUCGCUCAAAACUGGGCCUUUUAUGUUUCUUCCCAUUGGCUCUCUAAUAAUUGUCCAUCCCAUAUUGAAUCCUGUUGCUAAUUUUAGUCUAAUUUUCAAACAUUUGUUUUCUCUAUAGCUUUUACUUCAGAAUGAUUUUUUUCUCUUCUUUUAGGAUUCUUUUUUUUAGGAUGUUUCAUUUGUUUUUAAUAACAUUGUUCUGACGCUUGAAGUUAAUUGAAUUAUACUGACAUUGUUUUUAUUACAGUUAUUUCCCGCAUAUAAGCCGCAUUGUGUAUAAGCCACAGAACAGUGUUUUAUGCAAGUUAAAAGAAACAGAACCAUAUUAACACCAUAUUAACUGCCCCCCUGUAUUAACCUCAUAGCGGUAGAAAUUUUGCGAAAUCAUUGUAUAAGCCGCGGCUAAUAGUCGGGAAAUCACGGUAUUGCUCAUUAUUCCAUAGUUAUUGUUAUUAUAAUUGAUUGAAUGACUUGUUUAUUUACUAUUCUCCUAUUUAGUCUUUGUUUAUUUUCAUUAGCUUUGCUUAUAUUGAUAACAUAAACUGUUUACACACAAUAGCAACAUAAACUGUUUAUGUUGCUAUUCCCUUUAGUCGACACUAGUCUAAUCAACUGCUACAUUUGAAUUAUUGUAUUGUUUUUGUUUGUAUGUUGCCUUGGACAAAGGUGUCUGCUAAGCAACCAUAACCAAAACCAUGAUAUAUACGUAUAUACAGUCUGUGUUCAGCCUUUAAUAUGUUAUAUUAGUUGAUUCAUGAUUGAUUAUAUCUGAUAAUUAUUGAUCAUACACCUUUAGCUGUGAAUCACUUUUCUAAUUGAAAAGCAC